AUGCGAGAUGUGGGGCUGCAGAAGAAAUUCCUCAGCCGAAAGAGGAUCCCGCUCAAAGACGUCCUCGACGAGGCAACAGCAGCCGAAACAUCCGAGCAAGCAGCCGCCGUGAUGAUAAAGGCAAGAGGGAUCCAUAAGAUCCACAAGUCGGGCCUGACCUCAUCAGAUGAGACUCUGCACAAAGGGCAUCCGGGCAUCGUCCGCAUGAAGGCCCUGGCACGGAGUUACGUCUGGUGGCCCUCCAUGGACAGAGACAUUGAGCAAUGGGUCUCCAGAUGUGACCCGUGCCAAGAAGCUCGCCCAGCACCGCCGCAAUCCGAAGUCGCAAAGUGGGAGACCCCCAGCAACCCCUGGUCGAGGAUCCACAUCGAUUUCGUGGGUCCGAUGCAGGGGCGACACCUCCUCAUCGUGGUAGAUGCCUUCUCCAAGUGGCUCGAGGUGGUACCCAUGGCAUCUACCACAACAGAAGCGACGAUCCGAGCCCUGCGCCGUCUGUUUGCCACACAUGGACUACCGGACGUGCUGGUCUCGGACAACGGCCCCCAGCUCACAUCCCUGGCCAUGGAGUCCUUCCUGGCAGGACUGGGCAUCCGCCACGCCCUAUCCGCCCCCUACAGGCCGGCCGGAAACGGACAAGCGGAACGCAUGGUCAGACUGACCAAAGAAGCCCUCACCAAGAUGGGCCCGGGAGACUGGCAAGAACGCAUAGAUAACUUCCUCCUCACCCAGCACAUCACGCCACAUGCCACCACCCACAAGAGCCCGGCCGAACUGCUGAUGGGCAGAAGGUUGAGGUCACCCUUGGACCGGCUGCACCCCCAAUACAGCCCGGAAGUGACCGCAACCGCCAGCCGCCCGCUUCGCGCCUUCAGCAAGGGAGAUUCAGUUUUCGCGCUGAAUUUCAACGGCUCUCCUAAGUGGCUGAAGGGGAAGAUUGCCAGCACAACCGGCCCCAAAUCCUACACCGUCGAGUUGGAAGAUGGACAGGUCUGUAGACGUCACAUCGACCAACUCCGGAAAAGGUGGGGGGGAGCACACGAAAACCAGCCUGACGAGGGAGGCCGCUUGGGUAAGGAGCCAGAUCUUCAUGGAUCUUCUAAAUCACAGCACAAUGGUGGUGUGAUAAAUGGUGUUCCUCAACUUUGGCAAAUUUAA
This is a messenger RNA of Pantherophis guttatus, 1155 nucleotides long. Lineage: Eukaryota; Metazoa; Chordata; Lepidosauria; Squamata; Colubridae. The record is from RefSeq and is a predicted model, not a curated record.